AUGAGCGUCCAAGGCGUUACCGAUAUGAGAGGUUCUUCUUCAGAGCUUCAUCAACAGGGCGAGGUGAGGAGACCCGUUGAUCUUCCACCAUCGUCUCCUUUGACUCCGCUACAGAAUGGGGUUUCGGGGCCUGUGCCAACAACGGGCUCAGUGGACCCCACGGCGGCAUCACCACAGGAUGAUGCAAGGCCAGAUCAUCAGCAGGCUGUUGCAACCAUGGAGACCGCGCAAGUUCGUGACGACAGCGUGGGUCAGGAUGGACGCGAUGGUCAAAUUCAAGUUCUCCCAGGUGGUCAGGCGGUCGUCCAGGAGCAUGCUCAACCUGCAGGCGAACCAGCCGCACAACAGGGUGGAAUGGGUCUUCGCUUACAGCAGAGCGGAAGUAACCAUCUUCAUCAAGGCGCGACUGGAGUCAAUGAGGUUGCUGCGGUUCAAGAUGACGCCAGACCAUCAGGGUUUCCAGACAACAUCAACUAUGAGACACCGCGCUCACAAGUGUCCCGCAGAAGUAUGAUUCCGUCUCCAAUCUCUGCUGCAGAUGGACCCAGCCCAAGCGCUUUGCCGAGAGCACUGAAGUGGAUCACGGGAAUCGGUGAGUAUUUCAACAUUCGCUCAGUGGGUGAGAGUUUUGCUGGGCCCGCAUUUGCGGUUCCGUUGACAGCGGUUCGUGGGCGACCUACUACUCCGCAGUAUGGAGCUGUCAACGCGGCUUCGGCUUCCCAUCUACGGACGGACUUGGCUUCAGGAUCAAGCUCAUUGUUCAAUGCGGAGGCACUGCAACGGCUACGUGCAAUGGAGGGAAGUGCCCCACUGUUGUACAGUCCUUCGGAUGCUAUUGUACAGCGAGGUGAGCGCCACUCGUCCGAUUCCAGUGAUUUGCCAAGGGAUGUAAUUCAGCAGGAAGUAGCACGACAGCUUGGCGAACUUACGAAUCGUGUACAGGCCGCAGAGGCUGAGAAUCAGCAGCUGAGGCAAAGGCUUACCUUCAUGACAGAGGUAAGACAGCUUGAGGAAGAUCAUGCUGGAGUAAUCCUAGAUGUGCUUCUGCAGGAGGUGCACCGCAGUCGCAGGUUCGACCAGAGUCGGAAUUGCCUGGCGUUGGACAGGAACCGAGUCAAUCGGCUCACGCCUUUCCGCAGAUUUCUACCAGACCUGUUCCUCCAGUCUCCGCUGCAGAUCCUGCUCAGCGCUACAUGGCAGCUUCAGGAGCUUCAGCAAUCGGCGCUCAAGGGUGCCCAUGCUACAACUGAGUCGUCACCAACCUCUCCAGAGGCUGUAAAGCCGGGCGUGACAACAUUAUCCCCGCUCCCGCUUGAGAGUGAGCCAGAGGCGCCACUGCUUUUCCAGGACUGGGUACAUGUCACAGGAGGAGUAGCAAUGGACUUGAGCGACUCAAGCGGCGAGUGGUGGGGCCGAUUGGUGGAGGAAAUCCAGAAGGCGUAUGCUCGAUGGCAGUCGGCUAGUCCGCUGGACAGGGCAGCAAUCCAACCGGAUACUGCUAGGGUUGAUCUUCCCAAGUGGGUACGUGUUAACGCGCGUUUUGCCACCAUGUUGAUGUCCGUGCUUCCGGCAGGGCUUAAGGCUGAUGUGAUCUCGCGAGGGUGUGCAACAUCUUCCUUGCACAUACUCUUCAGGAUGUUCAUCGCCUACCAACCAGGAGGAGGCGCGGAGCGCACGCGUAUCUUGCAAGCGUUGCAAGACCCAGGUCAGGCCAAGACACCUCAGGAAGCUGUUACUUUGCUCAGGUCAUGGAACCGGUGGUUGUUGAGAUGUCAAGAGUGUCGCCUCAACCCUCCGGACACGAUGAUUUUGAGCAGGGGCCUCACGAAUCUUGUUGGUCCACUCAUGGCUACACACCAGGACAUCAACUUCAGGCUGCAGUGCUCGCGAUCCAUGCUCCACAUUGAUCGAAUGCCUACGCUUGAUGAGACAAAGGAGUAUGCGAAGCACAUCUUGAGUGAGAUGGAGAUCGCAGCGGCGGCAGUGAACAGUGCAGGAGGUCCAAAGCUUCGGGCGCUUGGUCAAGCCACUCAGCCGAACAAUCCGCCACAGUCGCUUCAAAGACAGCCCGGCACGAAACCGAUUUGCAAAUACUUCAUGUCGGACAAAGGCUGUCGUAAAGGCCCUGCUUGCGCCUACCUCCACGACAUGUCGUCGCUGGACAAGGCUCAAAGGUCCCGCAAGUGUCUCAAGUGCGGCUCAACUGAGCACCGUCAAAAACAAUGUCCAUCUGUCACUGGCAAGCCGUCAGCCGAAAGCCCAGGUGGGAAGGCCAAGGGUGGAGCUCCACCCAAGGCUCCGCAGCCUACCAGCCCGGCCUCAUCUGUGACACCAACGUCUCCUGUAAGCCCAGUCGGUUUGGCCCAGAUUACUCAGCCUGUGUUGGACAGCACGCAGCUGGUGGUCAAUCCUACAGCAAAGCCUACAAGUUCCAGCUCGAUGCAAGCUGCUGCGUCACCCAUCGCAGCGGCCGUGAGUGGACCUGCAGCUUCAGGUGCUAAUCUUGCUGCUCUAGGCUUAGGAGGCCAGACGUCAGGAGUGGAUAUCGUUGCGUUGGACAAGUUGCUGGAGCAGGCCCAAGCCCAGCUUCGAGCAAUUCAACCUCAGGUUGGAGAUGGGUCACCGCAGGCACCGUCACCGAAGCUCAACAUGAUGACGACGGUCGUGAUGCAGGAAGCUUCGUUCCAGGAGGAGACAGAGUCUGCAUCUGCUCUUCUUGACUCAGGAUGUCCGCAGCUGCAGGAGCACGAAGCCCUCAAGCUGAUCACGCAACUGGAGCAGGCUAAGUUGCAGAAGGACGUAACCCAGCUUGAGCAGGCCACCGCUGAUACCUCCACAUUGGUUGAAAAGUCAAGGGCUUUUGGACAACGCACUUGGUUUCAUCGGCUGAUGCAGUACGCACGGGAUGGGAGUGAAGACUCAGCUUGCUUAGCUUUGACAAAUGCCUCGUGGACCGACUUUGCUCCAGAUACUCUUCAUUCCAAUCUUCUUCCAGACCAGUCCCAGUGCAAAGGUUGGCAGGCGUUGUCAGGCCUGCAUUGCUUGAGCAGGGCAAAACGCAGAGCUUUGCAUUCGUCGAAGAACUGGGUUGUUCACAUGUUUUCCGGUGAUCGAAGCACCCCAUCACUGCAGCUACCUGCUGGGAGAGACUCGGUCAUUCUUAACUUGGACUUGCGACUUUCUAAAGGCCUUGAUGUUCGGUCGCAUCCUGCAUGGCAUGCGCUGGUUUGGGGUGCUCGCAACGGGCGCAUCUCGCACAUUGUUGGCUCACCACCUCAUACACAGUUUCUUCCAGAUGCGUCUCGUAAGCUGCAGCGUGAUUCCGCCUUCUUUCGCCACUCAGGGUCCCAGCCUCUCAUUGUUGAAGAAGACCCUGACAAUGCCAAGAUUUUCCUGAAUGAGUUAGGUCUAGCAGGCCGAAUGUUGGUUCUUCAUGCUCUGGCUUGUGCUGGACGAUGCGCUCACCGGGACAAGAGACACCAAUCCUCUGAUGUUGGGUUCUUGAUUGAGCACCCAAAGGUGAUUGAUUCGAAGGCAGAGAGGUUCCAAUGGGAUUCGUUCUCCUUUUGGGAUACGGGAUUAUGGAGGGCUUAUCAAGAGGAGGCAGGCCUUGCUACUGUAGAUCUGCAGACAGCUGGUGGCGAUGUUGGUUCGGUGCACACGUGGACCGUGGGCACGAAUCUGGGUGCGGGGUACUCACACCAGCAUCGGAAAAUCGAACAUCCCAGCGUUAGCUGCUUGAAUGUGGACGUCAUUGGCCCCCUACGGUAUCCAGGUAUGAAUCCGGACCAACGAGGCAUAGCUACGGAUGAAGAGAUCCAGAGGGUUUUAGAGGAAUCCCAGAAAUUGCAAUCAGAGCCAGCUGGUGAACAGGAGGUGGUAGGCCAGGAUCCGCUCCAGGAGGAGGGUGAGCACACAGAUCUCGAUGAGUACGUGCUCUCUGAGCCCGAGGUUGACGAAGAUCUGGAGCAAGUUGGUGUCUUGGAAGAGGUAGAAGCUGCAGACGUAGGGGUCGCCGAAGGCGAACACGAUCAUGAACUUGGCGCUGAUGUGCCUCCUGAUCCACUCGACCGGGUCAUUGAGGAUCUACAAUUUAGUGGUGAAUCCGACACGCUGUUGUUUGCAGUGCCUUUACACACCAAUCGCAAUGCAGAGAUCCUUACUGGCUUGCAAGAAAUAGCCAUAUGGCUGAGAUCGCACAAUUGCUCAGUCCGAAGGAUGCACUCUGAUAAAUCGACAGAAUUCUUUGGCAAGCCGAUUCGGCAGUGGUGUCGAAGUCAGGGUAUCGCCACAACCUACAGUGAGCCUGGGGAUCCAAGGUCUAAUGGCUACAUAGAGGGCUCGGUUCGACUGCUCAAACAAAAAACGCGAACCCUACUUCAUGGAUCUAGCCUAUCUCAUGCCAUGUGGCCUGCAGCCAUUAUGACAGUUGCCAUGCAACAGCGCGGAGAGCGUCUUGGCAUGCUCACUAAGUUGUUGGCCCCGUUUGGUCAUGAUGUGUUGGCAAAGGAGAAGCGGUUCCAUCAGCAGAGAGCGGACGUGGACAGCGAUUGGAAGAAGUACAAGUAUCUGGGGUUGUCUUCCACGACUCCUGGUGCUCACGUUCUGGUCCGGCAG
This is a messenger RNA of Symbiodinium necroappetens, 4617 nucleotides long. Lineage: Eukaryota; Dinophyceae; Suessiales; Symbiodiniaceae. The record is from the annotation of a GenBank genome assembly.